GCGACCCGGCCGGCCUCCUUGCCGCUCCCGGCAGCAGCGCCCCCGCCUGCCCGCCGACCCGCCCUCCGAGGGGUUCCGCCACCCUUCGCACCGCCGAGAAGCAAGAUGGCGUCACAGAAGCUGCAGGUGGCCGUGGUUGGGGCAGGGGCCGCUGGUCUGUGCGUCGCCCGCCACAUCCUUGCCUCGCCCAAGACGUUUGCUCCUCCCGUGGUGUUCGAAGCAUCUGGCUGCCUGGGAGGCACCUGGGUUUACUCUGAGGAAGAGACUGAGGGGCAGUCCACUCACUCCAGCAUGUACCGGGACCUCAGGACCAACCUGCCAAAGGAGGUGAUGGCCUUUCCUGACUUCCCCUUUGAUCCGGCGUUGCCUUCCUUCCUCCAUCACUCGGAUGUGCUGGCCUACCUGGAAAGCUAUGCGGAGCACUUUGGGGUCCAGGACCACAUCCAGUUCCGGAGCAAGGUGAGCCAUGUCCGGCCUGUGUCCAGCAGCGACGGCCAGCCAGGGGGCUGGGAGGUCACCGCCACACACCAGGGGCCAGAGACAACCCAGAAAGUCACGAAGCACUUUGAUGCCGUCAUGGUCUGCACUGGCCAUUAUGCCAACCCCUUCAUCCCUCCCAUUCCUGGCCUGGACAGCUUUCAAGGCCGCCUCCUGCACAGCCACUCCUACCGGCGCCCAGAGCCCUUUGCUGGGCAGAGGGUGGUGUUGGUGGGUGCCGGCCCUUCCGGAGUCGACCUGGCGCUGCAACUGGCCCCUCUGGCUGCGCGGGUGGUGCUGAGCCACCAGGGCCCUCCGGUCUGCGGGCUGCCCUUGGACGUGCUGCAGGUUCCUCCUCUGGCCCAGGUGUCGGCAGAGACGGUGGUGCUGAGGGACGGCUCUGCGCUGCCGGCCGACGCCUUGAUCCUCUGCACCGGCUACCGCUACCGCUUCCCCUUCCUGGACUUGGCGCAGCUGGGCUUGCGGGAGACGGAGUAUGGGGUGGGGCCCCUGUACCGGCACCUGCUGGCCCCCCGGCACCCAUCACUGUUCCUGGUUGGCGUCUGCCAGCAGAUUUGCCCCUUUCCGCAUUUCCACUGCCAGGCGCUCUUUGCCCUCGCAGUGCUGGAGGGGGGCUGCCCUCUGCCCUCCACCGCUGAGAUGGAAGCCGAUGUCCAAGCGCAGCUGGACCGGCACUUGCGCCAGGGGGGUCUGGCGCGGCACUUCCUGCGCCUCCGGGCCCAGCAGUGGAGCUAUGCGGAGGAGCUGGCCUGCCUCGCAGGGUUUCCUCCACUCCCCCCGGUGGUGCGAGAGAUUUAUGAAGCAACGCGUGCCAGCCGUGCCCAGGAUGUGAGCGCAUACCGCGGAAGGAACUACCGGCUGUUGGGCCCAGAUGCCUGGGAAGUUGUGCAAGGAGAGGCUGGGGAUGCAGGAGGGGGGCCUGCCCUUUGAAAGCCGACCAGCCAGGGGCCAUCAACGCCACCACCUUGUGGCAGGGAGUUCCACAGAUUAGACAGAGCAUUAUGUGACUAUGACUAUGCUGCCAGUCAGUUCCGCUGGGAGACCCAGCCCCAAAUUAGGGUGUUUGGGGAAAAGGAGGGAAAUGUUGCUUGGCCAAUGGGCGGGUGGGCAGCCUCUUUUUGGGGAGGGGGCUUGCCAAGGAGGGUGUUGGCAGCCUUGCAAGGGAGGCUGGGCCCAGAGCACAGGAGCCUUACGCAUCCUGGGAGGGGGCCUUUGCUGCCCACUUGCCUUCUCCUCUCUGAGGGGUGAAUGGGGAGUGCUGCCUGCCAGUGCGUUAGGCAGGCGAAUCACAAGCUGUUUGCCAUGCUAAUUCUGAAGAACCAGAAAAAUAAAAGGACGGUCAUGUG
Molecule: messenger RNA, 1844 nt
Organism: Lacerta agilis (Sand lizard)
Lineage: Eukaryota; Metazoa; Chordata; Lepidosauria; Squamata; Lacertidae
Product: flavin-containing monooxygenase FMO GS-OX-like 2
Exons: 6
Coding region: 106-1428 (440 amino acids)
Molecular function (GO): N,N-dimethylaniline monooxygenase activity; flavin adenine dinucleotide binding; NADP binding
Source: RefSeq, a predicted model, not a curated record